Messenger RNA from Cygnus olor (mute swan), 7898 nucleotides. RefSeq names its product phosphorylase kinase regulatory subunit alpha 2 (gene PHKA2). The record is from RefSeq and is a predicted model, not a curated record. Gene Ontology annotation, biological process: glycogen metabolic process. Bases 210 to 3875 code for a protein of 1221 amino acids. Gene Ontology annotation, cellular component: phosphorylase kinase complex. NCBI's taxonomy places the organism in Eukaryota, Metazoa, Chordata, Aves, Anseriformes, Anatidae. The transcript has 32 exons. Gene Ontology annotation, molecular function: calmodulin binding.
GAGAGCCACAAGAGAGCCAGCAGCUCUCCCGUCAGGACUAUUUCCAUGAUCAGGUAGAGCCGUGCCGCCCCUCUGGGCCUCGGCGCUGCCCCCGCCCCGGGCGCCGAGGGGAGGUGGCUCCGGGCCCCGCCCGCGGCCGCCGCCAUCUCCUGCUGCCGCCGCGCCGAGCGCGGCCGGCGGCUGAGGGUUGAGGGCGGCCGGGAGCGGCCAUGAGGAGCCGCAGCAACUCGGGGGUGCGCCUGGACGGCUACGCCCGCCUGGUCCAGCGGACCAUCCUCUGCCACCAGAAUCCAGUAACAGGGCUGCUUUCAGCUGGUACAGACCAUAAGGAUGCUUGGGUACGGGACAAUGUCUACAGCAUCCUGGCGGUGUGGGGGCUCGGGAUGGCUUACCGAAAGAAUGCAGACCGGGACGAGGAUAAGGCCAAAGCCUACGAGCUUGAGCAGAACGUUGUGAAGCUGAUGCGGGGGCUCUUGCAGUGCAUGAUGAGACAGGUAGAUAAGGUAGAGAAGUUCAAAUGCACGCAGAGUAGCAAAGACUGCCUGCACGCCAAGUAUAACUCAGCUACUUGUGCUACGGUGGUUGGAGAUGACCAGUGGGGACAUCUGCAAGUAGAUGCAACUUCGCUUUACCUGCUCUUCUUGGCACAGAUGACUGCAUCAGGAUUACGUAUCAUCUUCACCCUUGAUGAAGUUGCUUUUAUUCAGAAUCUUGUUUUUUACAUAGAAGCUGCCUACAAAGUUGCUGAUUAUGGCAUUUGGGAACGUGGUGAUAAGACAAACCAGGGCAUCCCUGAACUGAACGCAAGCUCCGUAGGGAUGGCCAAAGCUGCUUUGGAAGCAAUAGAUGAACUGGAUCUUUUUGGAGCUCACGGAGGGCACAAAUCAGUGAUUCAUGUUCUUCCUGACGAAGUAGAACAUUGUCAGUCUAUACUUUACUCCAUGUUGCCGAGGGCAUCCACGUCAAAGGAGAUAGAUGCUGGCCUUCUCUCUAUUAUUUCUUACCCGGCUUUUGCAGUGGAGGAUAUAAACCUUGUUAAUGUAACCAAGAGCGAAAUCAUAUCCAAACUGCAGGGCCGCUAUGGCUGCUGUCGUUUUCUCCGGGAUGGCUACAAGACACCCAGAGAGGAUCCAAGCAGGCUGCACUACGAUCCUGCUGAGCUCAAGCUGUUUGAGAAUAUUGAAUGUGAGUGGCCGGUGUUCUGGACGUACUUCCUAAUUGAUGGAGUAUUUAAUGAGGACAAAAUUCAGGUAGAAGAGUACAGAGAGGCUUUGGAAGGAAUACUUAUUAGAGAAAAGAAUGGAAUAGUUCUAAUGCCUGAACUGUAUGCAGUCCCUCCAGAAAAGGUGGACGAGGAGUAUGAAAAUCCUCACUCAGUGGAUCGUGCCCCGAUGGGAAAGCUGCCUCACCUUUGGGGCCAGUCAAUGUACGUCCUUAGCUGCUUAUUAGCAGAGGGAUUUCUGGCUGCAGGUGAAAUUGAUCCCUUAAACAGAAGAUUUUCCACUGGCUUUAAACCUGAUGUUGUGGUACAAGUAACUAUUCUGGCAGAAUCUAAUCAAAUUAAGAAUCUAUUGCAAGACCAUGGAAUCAAUGUUCAGAGCAUUGCUGAUAUCCAUCCACUGAGAGUGCAGCCAGCUCGCAUCCUGAGUAAUCUCUACACCAAGUUGGGUAGGAAUGAGAACAUGAAAUUAAGUGGACGUCCACAUCGACACAUUGGAGUGCUGGGUACCUCCAAGCUGUACGUGAUAAGAAAUCAAAUUUUUGCCUUUACCCCUCAGUUUACUGACCAGCAUCACUUCUAUCUGGCUCUAGACAAUCAGAUGAUUGUGGAGAUGCUCAAGACAGAGCUGGCUUACCUCACUUCUUGUUGGAGGAUGACAGGGAGACCAACCCUGACGUUUCCCAUCACCCACACGAUGCUUGUUGACGAUGGUACUGACAUUCAUCCAGCGGUUCUUGCCACCAUACGAAAAUUAGAGGAUGGUUAUUUUGGAGGUGCAAGGGUGAAGAUAGGCAAGCUAUCAGAAUUUCUUACCACCUCUUUUCACACGCAUCUGAGCUUUCUGGAUCCAGACUGUGAUGUAAAACUGUUUGAUGACCCUAAUGAAGGCCGUUGUAGCCCUGACAGUGAAUAUGGAGGCUAUCCAGCAGAUUUCUGUGAAAAAGAAAGCCAGGAUGAGCUGGAUCAGUAUAUAAAUGAUAUCCUGCAGAGUACAGCACUGAAGUCAUACCUGCCUCCAACUUCCAAGACUGCUAAUCAACCACCCGUGUUCAGUGCAAACCAUUCCACACAAGAGAUACUGUCAAUAAUGGCCAAGGAAAAGGGCUUGGAGAUUCCAGCUGUUUCCAUGUCUCUUCCGACUAAAGUUCUGAACACGCACCGGAAGUCUCUGAAUCUUGUUGAUACUCCCCUUUCCUUUGACAGAAAGGACUCUGAAAACGUUUUGAACUUACCUAAAGAUGCUCAUGGUGAUUUGGAUUGCAGGAAACUUGUUGAGCACCUGAACGAAUGCCCAACGCUCCAUGAUCAAGCAGAUAUCUUAUAUAUCUUGCAUAUAGUCAAAGGCCCUGACUGGGAUACAGAGCUGAACGGACAAUAUGGCGUCACUGUUCAUUGCCUGCUCAACGAGCUUUACAGAAAGGCAGGCCUCAAUCAGGAGUGGGGAUUAAUCCGUUAUAUUUCUGGUAUACUUAAAAAGCGAGUGGAAGUCCUGGCAGAGGCAUGCACAGACCUCCUGUCACACCACAAGCAACUUACUGUGGGCCUGCCACCAGAACCCCGCGAGAAAAUCAUUACCACCCCCCUGCCACCUGAGGAGCUCACAGAUCUUAUUUAUGAAGCCAGUGGCCAAGACAUCAGUAUUGCUGUCCUGACACAGGAAAUAAUUAUGUACUUGGCAAUGUACGUUCGAUCACAGCCUAGUCUUUUCAUGGAGAUGCUCAGGCUCCGCAUCGGUCUGAUAAUUCAGGUGAUGGCCACUGAGCUGGCUCGGAGUCUGAAAUGCUCAGGUGAAGAAGCUUCAGAGAGUUUGAUGAAUCUAAGCCCCUUUGAUAUGAAAAAUCUCCUACAUCAUAUUCUCAGUGGAAAAGAGUUUGGUGUGGAAAGAAGCUUGCGACCUAUGGAUUCCUCUUCAUCUAGCCCUGCAAUUUCUAUUCAUGAAAUGGGGCAUUCUGGAGCAACCAAAACAGGAAGAAGUGGUAUUACUAAAUUAAAGAGCGAGAUGAAGCAGUUCUUUCAUGAGGGCCACUCCAUGUCAAGCAGCAUGUUCGCUUCCACGAGGGGCAGCACUCCACCAUCUCCCACCAGCACUUCUUCUACUGGCUCCGACAGAGACAUCAGUUGGGGGGACCGCAAAGGGCAGUGGCUGCGCAGGAGGAGGCUUGAUGGUGCCAUUAACAGAGUUCCUGUUGGCUUCUAUGAGAAAGUGUGGAAGAUCCUUCAGAAGUGUCAUGGUUUGUCCAUUGAUGGUUACGUCCUUCCUUCUUCAACCACCAGAGAGAUGACCCCGUGCGAAAUCAAGUUUGCUGUGCACGUGGAGUCGGUGCUGAACCACGUACCCCAGCCCGAGUACCGGCAGCUCCUGGUGGAAGCUAUUCUCGUCCUUACCUUCCUGUCUGACAUCGAGGUGAACAGCAUUGGGGGAAUCAUCCACGUGGAUCGAAUAGUGCACAUGGCCAACGACCUCUUUCUGCAGGAACUGAAAUCAUUUGGAGCUACUGGUGGUAUCUUGGAGAAAGACAUAGCCACAGGAAUUUGCCACUUUUUUUACGACAGUGCUCCAAGCGGGGCCUAUGGGACUAUGACAUACCUAACAAAAGCCAUAAUUAUUUAUUUACAGGAUUUCCUGCCUAGCACAGGCUGUGUGAUGCAAUAAGCAGUGUCUCAUGAGGGAGAAAAGGCUAGGAAGCUUUUUCUCCCCGUUUCGCUGCCUUGAACCUCUUGUUUAGUUGCUGCAUGUGUGUGUGCCAUACACUACCUCAGCACUUUACGCGAGUCAUCAUGUUAUGUGCAUGCCUGCCUGCGGGGGACAGGUAGGUGGAAUGUGGCCUACUUUUAAGGGAGGGCGUGAGAAAUAACAAAUAAUGAAGCUCAUUCUGCCCAAAGUGCAUAAAUGUAAUUCAUAUUAAAUUAGCAAGAAUUAUACAGCUCUGCCAAGGGGAAAACAGAUUAUCUGUGGAGAUCAAAAGGCAUAAUAAAAUGAGGGAGCUCUAUCUCAGGCAUAAAGUCUCCCAAACAAGGGAAGUGAUGGAAUUCAUUAAUUUUUCCCCUGCACUCUGUAAAUGUAUGUCGUCGUUGUGAAUCACUAAUGCAGUGUGAAACAUCCAGGGAAAUGUAAAUUAGAGGAAUAGGAAUAACUGGAGGUAACCAGGUGGUAUUUUUAAUACACGUUUACCCUGAUUCUCAUCUCGUUUGCACCUAGUUAGUGCAGGGCUAGUGCAGUAGAGACAAAUGUCUUACAAUAUCCACUAAUUUGAGAUGAUAGCCUUGCUCAGGAAGCUGCCUCUCUCUUUAAUCUGAACAAAGUGGCUUCCUUCCCGGCAUCCCCAGCGCCUCGCACGAAAAUCUCAAGACUCCAGCUUCUCCAAGGUGACAGACAGUUUUAUGCCUGUAAUCCUUUUCUCUGAACGGAGAAAGAUAAACCUCAGCCACCCGAGCACCCUUCCCAAGUCUCCUGAUCCUUUCCUUUGCAAAUAGCCUCGGAGUUGAGAAUGGCGUAAUUGCCACCCUUCCAGCGCAGGGUGAGUUUAUGGAAGGCUUUGAUGUUUUUCUCUCUUUUUUUUUUCCUCCUUUUUUUUUUCCUUUUGUGAUUAUUUUUUUUUCUUUAAAGGCGCAUUUGUCAGUCGUGGUUAGGGAUGGGCUCCCUGGUAGUCUCCUUCCAGACAGCUCCCAGGUUUGUGCCUGUGCCAUGAGACUGUCCACUGAAAAUGAGUUUCAGUGGCUGCUUUGAGCUGCUUUAAGGAGAGAGAGUAAGUGCGUGUCAUGCAGGGAAACGGCUCUGUGGCCACUUCAUCUGAAAACAGAGGUAGGCUGCUUCUGGCAUGGAAAACCUUUCUUCACCCCAGGCACCAGCUGCGAUUUGCUGUGGUUUUAUGCAGUCAUCUGAAAUACCUUGAUGAAAAGAGGGAAAUAAGCCCAUCUCGCUUGCUGGUUGCCAGCACCCGUGGUCCAGGGAAGGCAAGCUUCAGGUGGCACAGCUACCAUGGAGGCGCUGCUGCUACUGCAACAUCUGGGCACUUGCUCAAGAGAGCAAUGAGUGUGGGAGGCCUCAGGAGGUGAUUCAGAUUUAGGAGAAUUUGGCAGUGUGAGGGCCCAGGAGCUGCUCGCUGGAUGCUCUGAGAGGCAAGGGCUGCGUUAACCACCAUGGGCACUGUGGACCUGUGGAGGGAUUAGCGUAAAGGUACGGUUCAGGUACGACUAGCACACACCUGGGUGUGGAAGUCAUUUUAUUGACAUGGUACCUGUUUUUGUUUUUUUCUUUUGUUAUGCUUUUCCCCCAUUUUUGUAUGCAUUGUGAGAGAUUACCUAGCGUGUUUCUCAGUAAACAAAUCCUUUGGUUUAAACAUGUAAAUGUAACAGUCCAAGAGCAUGAGCACACCAAGUCUCUGAAGCAAUGGUUCAGAGCCUAGAGCAAAACAAAUACCCCUUAACUCUUUUUUUUUUUUUUUAAGUAAGUGUCUUUGAUUUAAAAUUCAUAGUAUGACCUCAAUUACCACACAUUUAUAAUCACUGUGAUCAGUUACCACAUGGAGUCAUGGAGUGUACGCACUGGAAGAGUAUUUAUUUGGUGAUUUGAAGAGUUGAUAUAAGUGAUACUGAGAAGUGGGAUGCUGAAGCACAAUGUCAGUGGAGGGGAAACUCAUUUUACUUCCAGGUCAUGCACAGCUGCAACUUUCUGCUGAGCUACUACUCGGACAGAAGGAUUAUUACAACUGGAGAAGCACAGUUAAUGCAAAACUCAUUAAGGAAAUAAGCUUUUGUUCAGACCCCCCCCUACACACACACACACUUUGCAGAGGAUCCACCUCUGUGUUAUUAAGCUGUUACAAAACCAAGCCGGCUCUGAUGGUGGUGAGGGUGUGCUCCCAGGUAAAACCCGUGACAGCUUUGCAGCUAAUUGGAGCAGCUCGGCUGUCUGGCUUCCCGGGGGAGCCAGAAGAGGAGGGUGUGGCCAUCCUCAACUCGCUGCACACUCAUUUCAGAAGGCAAAGGUACACAGACACACCAUGUGCUUCAGAAACACGGGCUUUCGGGAAAACAGAUCCACCUGGGACCUGGUCUUUCCGCUCUGUCCGGCGCUGCUCACGAGCAGUUUGCAGCCAUGGGGAUGGAAGCAGCAGCCCUGGUCCCGUGGAAGCGGGCAGACAACAGGGCUGGAGGGGGCUGGCUCAGCGCAGGCCUCUUCUGUGGUGCCAGCCAUGGUCCCCUUGCUCGGGGAAGGAGCCCUAAAAGGGUCGGUCGCUUUCCAUGGCCUGUAGGAAGACGCCCUGUGUGGGUGAAGCAGGGGCCUGGGGACAAUCCAAGCCCCACAUCAGGUGCUUGGCCUGAAGGCUGAUGGCACCUGUAGGGCCAGUUUGGGCACUCCGCCACGGCCUGAUUCAGUCCCUGCUCACAGGACCACUCACAGCUGUGACAUUAAAUAGCCCCCGCAUAACAUAGCGGAAUAAAUAUAUCUGUAUCUGUCUAUCUAUAUAGGGAUGAGAGUUACGGGAGAGCUUCAGCUCAAACAAUGAGUUUAACACAAGUAGCUGGGCUGUCUCCUGCUCCAGUUCUAGUCUCCAGUGGCUUUUAUCGCUGGCAUCACAUGCCCUGCAGUUAGUCCCUCCUCCCAUGUCCCCUCCUUCUGUCAGAGUUGAGGGGGCUCCUGUCUGCCUGUAGCAGCAGAGGGGCAGGCUUCUCUUUUGGCUCAAUGACUCAGCUUCUCACAGGCUGCAGUGCUGCCUCCCUAGGAGCCUCUUCUCAGUGUAUGCUAAGUGAAGUGCUGCAUUGCGACCUUACUGUUGGCGUCCCCUCUCAUCAAGGCAAGCGUCCUUCAACUUAAUCCUUCAGUUUAACGCUAGAGUGGCUUCAGGAACACGUUGUGAGAGGGGCACAUCUAAGCUGCAGGGUUUUGGCAAUGUGUCUGAGCUCCCACGUUGUUACACACCCUUGUUUUGUCCUGUCUUCUUGGGGGUGGCAAAGGAGGACUCCAGAUCUGUACUGUCACGUUCUAUAAAUACACAUUUAACGUUACCAAUGCCAUUAAAAUUUUACUGUAAUUUUUGUUUUUCUGUUAGAGAACCCCCCCACUCCAGCGAAUAGAAAUAAGUAUGUACGUUUAUUCACUCAUCUGUAAAUUUAUAAAAUACUUCUGGAAAAGUAUUUCAUAUUUCAUCAAUUAAAAAUAAGAUUUAGGAAUGAUGGCACUGUAUUAAACUUGGACUGCUAUUGUAUUCUGUAAGGAUAAAUUAUUAGAAAGGGUGCUAUAGCUUUUUUUUUUUUCCUUUGCAUUUUCAAAACUGUUAUUAAAUUAAAAACUACCUACUUACCUCAUGGUUCAAUGUUAAAUUUUAAAGACUGGUUAGGCUGGAACUGUUUACUACCCAGAAAGCACUCUGUAUACAUCGUAUUUAAUAAGGAUGAAUUAAGGUAAUGUCUUGUUUAAAAAGUUCCUGAUCUGCCCGCACUUUAUAUCAGUGUGUUGCUUUCAGAGUGUUAUAUGCAAGUGAGUCAGGUCCAGGAGUGAGGUGCAGGAAUGGGAAUAUUGGCUCGCAGGCUUGGAGCAGGGGAAUACAGGGGGAGACAUGGGACACUGGGCUCUUCCAUCUUGCUGCUUUCCAUAGAGUCAAUUGCAGAAUUUAUCAGUUUACUUGAUUAAGAAUUUAUGCUCAACUGUAUGCAAGAUUAUUUGGGUUCAGUA